Molecule: messenger RNA, 956 nt
Organism: Leguminivora glycinivorella
Lineage: Eukaryota; Metazoa; Arthropoda; Insecta; Lepidoptera; Tortricidae
Exons: 4
Coding region: 283-810 (175 amino acids)
Source: RefSeq, a predicted model, not a curated record
CACGCUUGUUCAGUUUAAUUACGGGUUGAAAUUUAUUUCAAAUAAAAUGCCGAAGAAAUUGAAAGUUGUAGUGAAGUCUUUGUACUCGCACGAGAUUCGAAAGGAUGUGAGCCUCGAGAAUCUGAAGUCUCUCAAGCUAGAGGAUGCCUGGCCAUUUAUUAGAGAAGAAAUUGAAACAGAAAUCGGUAGCAGCCAAUUAGUUUGUAUUCCGCACAUCACGGAAGCAGACCUCUACAAAUGUACCUCUCUAUUCGUUCCUAACGGAAAGAAACUAACGGUAAAAUGUUCACGCCUCUGGGAGAAUUGAGCAAGAAUCUUAAUAAGGCAAAAUCUAAUAGCGAUUAUGUGAAAUGGCUGGAACAGGGCAAUUUUCAAGAGGAGGGCUUCAAAUUUCCGCAUGAAAGCGUGAAGAUCACACUGCAAGAUGAAACCAUCAAGAACAAAGUGCGAGUGAUCAUGGUCAACUUUGCUCGCUCCAGUGUCCCUAAGGACAAGCACCUUGAGAACAACAUCUAUCUUGACAUGAAUAACAAAGAUCUGAAGGGCAAGAAGUCUGUGUACAUGAUCACGAGCGUGCUGAUGGCGAAGACGAUCGAGUUCCGCGUGACCCGCCAGACCUCCUCGCGCAUCUUCCACCUCGGCAACUGUUCGCCGCUGGUCUUCGGCCUCGAGGAGUUCCUCAUCAACGAUGAUGGGAAGCUCGUCAAGAAGGUACCAGUGACCAUCAAGUCCAAAGCUCUGCGCUGGAAGAAGGUGGAUUCCUCGGACCAUCUGUACCUCGUGGGCAAGGACGAAGCCUGCAGUGCUUAGGUGUUGCACCGUUUAGUAGAAAUGCUUCGAGCGAAAUCGAUGAGCUCGCCAUGAAAUAUACUUGCCGCCACAUGAGAUUGCGGAUGUAGCAUGUUAAGGUAAAAUACCGUUUAUACGAAAAAAAAUUAUUUUUUUUAUAGGCGCGA